UCGGCGUGGGCCUGUUCGAGGUGGGGAAAAAAAACGAUCCGGCGGCUUCUCUCUUCUCUCCCCCACGCCUCUCUCGGCCUUCUUUCCUAGAGGCGACGACGACAGGGCGAGUGGAGGUGGAGCCGCCCUUUACCAGAUCUUCGUCGGGUGCUUCGCCGGCCGACAAGGGCUCACGCUUAGCCAUCCCUGGAGAUGCAUCCUCCGCUAACCUUGCACAGGCAUCCUAUGUGUGCUGAGAUAAUUGAAGCAUUCCAGAAGUGCCAUGUGGAUCACCCUGUCAAGAAGUUCUUUGGCGAAUGCACAGAUCUUAAGAUUAAGCUAGACCAGUGCUUCCGGCAGGAGAAAGGUUUGAAGAGGAAGGCAAAUUUUGAGGAGAGCAAGAAAUUUAAAGAACAGUUGCAGGCAUAUAAAAGGGAAAUGGCUGAGGAAAACAAGGAAUCAUAACUUGGAAUAUAGGGCGAGGAUCUGCAUUUGAAUGUUCUUUUUAUCACAAAAUGCAACAGCCUCAGCUGUAUACUUCACAAAUUUUUAAUGUUUUGAAAAGCUACUACUAGUGAUGAACUUAGAGUUCUGAACUCUUUCAUGUGGUUGUGCUACUGAUGUUUGAUCAAAUCUCUAGGAAGGAAGCAACCUUACGUUUAAUCUUUAACACAAGAAGCUCUUGUUAGCAGAGUAACAGAACAUAGGUAACUGAAUUUGCACCAUGUUGUACUAAAAUAACUAAAGUUUGAAUUAAAGGUCCUUGUCUUCUUAUA
This is a messenger RNA of Panicum virgatum (switchgrass), 755 nucleotides long. RefSeq names its product COX assembly mitochondrial protein 2 homolog. The record is from RefSeq and is a predicted model, not a curated record. The coding region runs from base 193 to 444 and encodes 83 amino acids. The transcript has 4 exons. Gene Ontology annotation, cellular component: mitochondrion. Lineage: Eukaryota; Viridiplantae; Streptophyta; Magnoliopsida; Poales; Poaceae.